AUGAGCUCCCUGUGGAGAAAAAAGAAAGACAUCUCUGGAACACACGAGGAGUCGCCUGGCGAUGGUGACAUUCAAAGUGCGGAGGACCCGCGGGGACGAACAUCUCAUGAACCAACCGAGCGCACAAGGCUACUUCCGCCCGAGCAAAAUCAGGGAUAUCUAAGUCCUGAUGAUCCUGCAGUAUCACCAUACAAUCUAUGGAGCGUCCGUGCCGUACGCGGCCUGUCUCUACUAGCUUUAGCCAUAAGCUUCGUCUGGUGGACAUUCCUCCUAGUCUCUAUAUUCGUCAGUCCACCACUCAUGCACUCACGUGGCUCGGGCUUCUUUGCCUUCGCAUAUACAACAUUAGCGACGGGAUAUCUCGUUCUCGGCCUGUUAUUCUUCGCCAUCCCAUCUCAACCCAUGGCUAUUUGGGGUAUCAUUCUCUCUAUCUUACUAUUGAUAGACAUGAUCAUCAUCCUAGCUGUCCCACACAUGAGACUCGAAGAAGGCUGGGUAGGUAUCGCAUCCGUUGUCUGGGCAGCAUCUAUAUCAUUGUACCAAGUGAUUCAAAAUUGUGCUGUAGCAUGGGGCAAGCGCGAAGAAGAAGAGAGGCUUACAGGUCGCGAGGAGACACGGCGUUCUCUACGAGAAUGGCUAGUCAUUUUAAUCCAAAUGGUCGUUCUUGCCGUAAUGACUAUUGCCGCAAUUCUGUUCACUUCAACGUUGACUCUCCGUUCUAUUGAUGUAUCGCUCGAGCCAGCUGGAAAGUUAUACUCUGUAUACGGCGACACGUACCAAGUUCACCUUGCUUGUGUCGGAAAUCGGACAGAAGAUAAUGCCAAUGAACCGACAAUUCUACUUGAAGGCGACUACGGCCCCGUCGAACAUACAUUACAACCAUUCAUGGACGAUGCAUACCGCCACGGAACCAUCGCCCGAUACUGCUACUGGGACCGUCCAGGAAUCGGAUGGUCAGACAAUGCCCCAUCGCCCCAUUCAGCCGGAAUGUCAACAGAUGUAUUAUCCGAAGCGUUGGCCUUAGCAGAAGAAACCGGCCCCUGGGUCGUCGUUUCAGCGGGUGUAGGCAGUCUCUAUUCCCGCCUAUUCGCCAGUCGCCAUCUUCUCGAAGUGAGUGGAAUCUUCCUCAUCGACCCAUUACACGAGGCAUAUCUAGAUGAUAUCGGCAAGCCGAAUCGAGGAUUUUUCCUCUGGAUUCAGGGCAUACUCUCUCCAUUGGGAGUAGAUCGGUUAGCUGGGGCUAUAUUUCGACGCCGAACGCGCGAGGACCGUGUAAUAGGACGAUCAGCGUAUCAAUCUGGGAAGUUCAUUAAAGCAAAACUGCAAGAGAACUUGGUAGCUGUUACGAUGACAGCUGCUGAGGUACAGUCUGCUCGCCAUAUUCAGAUGGGAGAGACUCCUGUUGUUUUAGUCAGCUCUGGACAGAAAAUGAAAGACGAAAAAUGGGCAAAGCGGCAAGAGGAUCUUUCCCAUAUUACUCACAAGCUUAUUUCGUGGGAUGUUGUCCAUGAUGCUCCACAUGAGAUUUGGACUGAUAUGGAGGGCCGACGGGUAUUGGAGCAGAGGUUGAAGGAUAUUGUGAAGGAAAGCCAGUCACAAAGACCAUGGCGUUGA
Messenger RNA from Penicillium angulare, 1614 nucleotides. RefSeq names its product DUF2417 domain-containing alpha/beta hydrolase. The record is from RefSeq and is a predicted model, not a curated record. Bases 1 to 1614 code for a protein of 537 amino acids. The transcript has 2 exons. NCBI's taxonomy places the organism in Eukaryota, Fungi, Ascomycota, Eurotiomycetes, Eurotiales, Aspergillaceae.